This is a messenger RNA of Bufo bufo (common toad), 1358 nucleotides long. It is a transcript of the gene TSKU, whose product is annotated as tsukushi, small leucine rich proteoglycan. Gene Ontology annotation, cellular component: extracellular matrix. Bases 180 to 1235 code for a protein of 351 amino acids. The transcript is spliced from 2 exons. NCBI's taxonomy places the organism in Eukaryota, Metazoa, Chordata, Amphibia, Anura, Bufonidae. Gene Ontology annotation, molecular function: protein binding. The record is from RefSeq and is a predicted model, not a curated record.
AGUGCAGGCAGCAGUGCCGGAGAAUGCGGGGCUGGAGCAGCAGAGGAGCCGAGCGCGCACUCAGGGGAGGGAGCUCCGCCGCUCCGGGUAUAAAUGAAAGCAACAUCUGGAGAGUGGGAGCGAGGACAGGAUGACACAGGACUGCCGCCCCUGACCGCAAGGACACUGCAGGUGUAACCAUGGGGCCACCUUCCUGGUUCAGCAUGCUAUUCAUCACCAGCAUCGUUGCUGCAAGCAAGCCUUGUUUCCCGGGAUGUUCCUGCGAAGUUGAAACUUUUGGCUUGUUCGACAGCUUCAGCCUGACCAAAGUGGAUUGUAGUGGGGUUGGUUCCCACAUCGUUCCGGUCUCUAUCCCUCUGGACACGUCUUACUUGGAUCUUUCCUCAAACAAACUGGAACACGUCAAUGACUCUGUGUUGUCCGGUCCUGGGUACACAACGUUGGUCAACCUAAACUUGAGUUACAACCAAAUGGUGAAAAUUUCUUCUACAACGUUCUCCAAACUAAGAUACUUGGAGUCUCUGGAUCUCAGCCACAACCGGUUGGAGGCUCUUCCGGACCAUAGCUUUUUCUAUUCUCCUCUCGUGGAGCUAGAUGUAAGUUUUAACAAGCUGGAGGAGAUUAAGAUUGGCGCGUUCACCUCUCAAAAUAAUGGGAAGGCUAUGAAUAUUGACCUUUCCAACAAUUUGAUUAGCACUCUAUCAAGGGGGUCGGAUUCUCCUCUUCCAAACGUUCGGAGUUUGAAUUUGUCGGCAAAUAGGCUACGUUCCGUCCAAGGUCUUCAAGGAAUCCCUUUACAGUCUCUUAAUUUGGAUAAAAACCCAAUUUCUAAAAUCGAGGAACAUAACUUCUUGGGACUUAAAAGUUUAACCCAUUUAUCGUUGAGUAAUAUGCCAGAUUUAAGAGAGAUUGCUCCACGAAGCUUCAGCGACAUACAGUCUCUCCUAGUUCUCGACCUCUCGAAUAAUCCCAAUCUAGUAUCUCUAAGCGAGGAGGUCUUCUUUGGCCUGAGAUCCUUACAAGAGCUGAACUUGUUAAAUUCUGGGGUGCAGUCCUUACCCAAAGAUACUAUUCAUCACUUACCAUCCAUGAAAAGUAUCACCUGGGGAACUGAUAUCCAUUGUAUAAAGACUAUGAAAGAAGAUCAAUUCCAUCUACAAAAUGGCCUGGUCCGAAGGGAAGUUCUUGUCUGCCGUAACGAUCGAGGUGCUGUAUCAGCACAAGAUGUUUUGUAAGGAAAAAAAAAAAUACAAAUUCUCAUGUACAAGAUCGAUGCCUUUUUGAGAGAUUAUGUGCCUUUUUGAAAAAAAAAUUGUCAAUAAUUUAUUUAUAAAAUUUUUAUGAGCAAUAUUACUUGA